Molecule: messenger RNA, 4866 nt
Organism: Oryzias melastigma (Indian medaka)
Lineage: Eukaryota; Metazoa; Chordata; Actinopteri; Beloniformes; Adrianichthyidae
Gene: e2f1
Product: E2F transcription factor 1
Exons: 7
Coding region: 1011-2363 (450 amino acids)
Biological process (GO): regulation of transcription by RNA polymerase II; G1/S transition of mitotic cell cycle
Cellular component (GO): Rb-E2F complex
Molecular function (GO): DNA-binding transcription factor activity, RNA polymerase II-specific; RNA polymerase II cis-regulatory region sequence-specific DNA binding; protein dimerization activity
Source: RefSeq, a predicted model, not a curated record
AAAAAGGAUUUCGCGCGAAAACAGUCCAGUCUUGUUUCGAUAUAGAUCAGCUGAGACAAUAACAAUGACGGCUGAUAAUGGGGUCGGAGCGGCUCGUUCACAGAUGGACCCGACCUCCGGUGAACAGACGAAGGAGCAUCGGCACAUUUUGUAACAUUUGAGCGAGUAUUUCAUCAGUUUUGGUCCCGGUUUUCUCCGACUGCUUCCUGCGUGCCCCAACAGUCCGAGGGGGACCGAAGAACUGCGGCUAAUCCCCGAUGCUAGCAUGCUAAAGUGCCCCCCAUUUCCGCGCUAAACUCCUUCUCAUCGCCGUCGUCCGGAGCGAUUGUCGCUUUUAUGACUCUUUUCUCGAAGAUGGUUCGGAUCUGCGAUCGAAGCUCCGCCGUGAGGAUGUUUUUACUCUGAAAACUCAGUUCCGUACGCCUCUAUAAAGUUUUCUGAGCCAGUUAAUGAAGCCAUAUUGGGGUGAAAAGGGGAGAAACGUGUGCUUAGUGGUGGUAAAUGUAGUCUUUAGCUGUUGUUCGGGUGUGUUAGCAAAGUUGUUGCCGUGUUUUCUCGUGGUAAGCUAGCUCGUUAGCUGUAGCUGUUUGGGGACAGUGUGGCGAGGCCUCGUCCGUCUGACAGGAAAACAAAAGACUAGCAGGCUAGCUCGCUGAUCUCUCCUGGCGGGAUUUCCUUCUCCUCUUCCGUCUUUUGAUCAUUUUUGAGGUUUUUGUCUGUGCAAAUGCGCGUGAGCCUGGCGGCGCGGGGGUAGGAUGCGUUUAGCGGGUUAUUUCCUGUUUGGUUCCACGUCUCGUCUUGAUGUUUGAACUGUAGCCUCCUCUGCUUGACCUUUAGAUUUCUCAUCUUCUGUUGGCUAAAUCCACACUUAAAGCUAGCUUUGACCCCCAGCAGGGGGAGAUGCUUCAGACGGGUCAGUAUUGGGGCAUGGUUGGGGUCACUUGGUGCUGACCCUGCUCUGGAACCACCAACAGUUCGGUCUGCUGCUGGAGCCUUGUGGCGGCUGGGCCAUGUCAGAGACUCUGAUAACAGGUCAGACAUCCGAGGAUCUGCUGAAGGACUUUGAGACGUUGCUGAACUCUGGAAGCAUCGAUCUGGGCGAGGACCACCAGAUAGUCAUCAUCACCAGCCCCAGCAAUGAGGGACUCCACCCGCUGGCCGCCCCCUCCAGCACGGGCGAAAUCCUGCUGUUCGCCACGCCGCAGAGCCAUGUCGACGUGGGGGUCCAGGACAGGAGGAGGCCGGCUCUCGGGAGACCUCCGGUGAAGAGGAAGCUGGACCUGGAUAGUGACCACCAGUAUGUCAGCACCACCCGAUCUCCCACCAGCCAAGCGCCCCCUUCCACUCCUGCUCCUCCCAGAGUUCCUCGAAGCACGGCAGAGAAGUCCAGGUAUGACACCUCCCUGAACCUGACCACCAAACGCUUCCUGAACCUGCUGUCUCAGUCGGCCGACGGCGUGGUGGAUCUGAACUGGGCCUCGCAGGUCCUGGACGUCCAGAAGAGACGCAUCUAUGACAUAACCAACGUCCUGGAGGGAAUCCAGCUCAUCUCCAAGAAGUCCAAGAAUCACAUCCAGUGGCUAGGAAACCGAAUCGAUGCCUCCAUGGUGUCCCGCCAUAAGGAGCUGCAGAGGGAGGUGUGCGACCUCACCGAGGCGGAGGAGCAGCUGGAUGAGCUGAUCGACAAAUGCAACCUGCAGCUGCGGCUUCUCACCGACGAUCCACAGAACAAGAAGCUGGGAUACGUGCGCUGCCAGGACCUCCGGCAGUCCUUCGACUCCCCGGAUCAGCUGGUCAUGGUGAUCCGAGCUCCUCCGGAGACGCAGAUGCAGGUCUCCGAGCCCAGCGAGGGCUACCAAGUGUCGCUGAAGAGCACGAGGGGUCAGAUCGACGUCUUCCUCUGCCCGGAGGAUAGCUCCGGCGUCUGCAGCCCCGUGACGGGAAGCAGCCCCUCCAAAACCGGCGCCGACCCCUCCCUCGCCUCGCCACCCCCACAGCCCGCGGAGAAGCUCAGGAGGAGCGACGCCGCUCAGGAGGUGGCUUUGGCAUCACCGGCGUCCACAUCGUCCACGGCAACAGCAGCCUCGCAGCAGGAAUCCACGCCGAUCGGCGGAGACGCAGAAUCCCUCCUGGGGGGCGACCCGUUCUCCAGCCUGGGAGACAUCGCUGACUUUGACCUCUCGCCGCUUUCGUCCUCGGACUUCCUGAACGGAGAGGGCCUUCCUCUCUCGCUGGACAAUUUCAUCAACCUGUCUCCCCCUCAGAGCCACGACUACCACUUCGGUCUGGAGGAGCAUGAAGGCAUCAGCGAGCUCUUCGACUGCGACUUUGAUGAACUCUCGCACGUUUUGGGGGACGGGUAGAGGAGGCCGGCGUGGACGGGACGUCCUCCAGCUUAGCAGGUUCUGAAGGACCAACAGAGAGGACAGUCGGGUCUGAAAGAGCCGCUCCGUCUUUGAACUUUGGGAGUUUUUGGAUUGAAAUGACCAACAAUCCCACAGAAUAGGUUUUGAAAUUGUACAGAAAAUCCUCAUCAGCACUUCUUUGUGGCUAUUCUCCAAUUUUAGACCAAGAUUUCAGCUUUAGAAUAGCUAUUUAAAUUAUUUAUAUGAAUGUUAUCUUGAUAUUUUUUUACCUAAUGAUCUUUUGGAGGUUGUGGAUAAAGUUUUGUUUGGGUGGAUUUUAGAUGUGUGUGUUCCUGUGUGUGUGAUGUUUGGACUCGGAGGGGAGAUCUCAAUCAAGGUUUACCGUCGGGAUCGCCGCUCCCACAUGCAUGCUGGGAGUUUUUGUGCAGGCUUAAAACCCCUCAGAGGCAGCAGAGAUGUUAGAAAAAUCCUCAGAGGAGGAGGUGGAGCUCCUGUGUUUGGACAGAACACUAACUUUGGGCUUCAGAGAUGAACCGGGUCUCUGUCAGGGAAGCAGGUGAAGAAUCCGAUCAUGUCUCUGGAGUCUUUUCUGAAAGUCUCAGGUGUUCAGAGCAGGAGCCAGUCUUAAUGCGUUUGAUGCAAAGGGGGGUUUGGGGGCAUGAACCCGACAGGAUUCUAGCAGCUCCUGUGGGGGUGUUCCUCCUCACCGCCGCCGGCGAGUUUCUGUGCAGAGCAGGGAUUCAGGAAGGAGGCUGUGGAAGUUGAAAGGAUUUCCAGGCGGCUCUUCUCCAGGAGCAGCUCGAGUCUCCACUGGGUCUCCACCGGGUCUCCGUCGAGUCUCCACCGGGUUUCCGUCGAGUCUCCACCGGGUCUCUGUCGAGUCUCCACCGUGUUUCCGUCGAGUCUCCACCGGGUCUCUGUCGAGUCACCCUCGAGCCUCCCGCCGGGUGCAGGUGCUUCGUGUCUGUUCGUCUGCUCGGGUGGAGUUAAGGGUGUUUACUGAUCUUGUCUUAAUUUAUGGAAGCUGAAGAUGUUUUCUGAAUUCCUUCUGUACUGGAGUUGAACUUGUGUGUGUGAAAUGUCUUUUUGUUUCUGUUGCAUAUUUAUUUAAGAAGUUUUAAUUUGAAAAAAGAAAAAGGUACAAGUUAGGUUUAGUUACUUUCUGUCAGGAAGGGACUUUUUUUUUUUGUAAAGUAAUUCGGAUCACAGAUGAGUGUGUUUAGUGUUGAAGUAUUUUGUAAGUGAUCUGCCUUUAGCACAUUUACCCCCAGAGACUCGUGUCCAUCUGUUCAUGUUCUGCAGUGAUUCUGGUCGUUGAUUUAUUAGAAGAAGAAACAAUAAAUGAAAAGAACCUCAGAGAUGCGUUAAUGUUGAGUGGACCAUCAUGGUUUGGGGUCGACCAUCAUGGACCAUCAUGCUUUGGGGUGGACCAUCAUGCAUUGGGGUGGACCAUCAUGCUUUGGGGUCGACCAUCAUGGACCAUCAUGCUUUGGGGUCGACCAUCAUGCAUUGGGGUGGACCAUCAUGCUUUGGGGUCGACCAUCAUGCUUUGGGGUCGACCAUCAUGUUUUGGGGUCGACCAUCAUGUUUUGGGGUCGACCAUCAUGUUUUGGGGUGGACCAUCAUGCUUUGGGGUCGACCAUCAUGCUUUGGAGUCGACCUCGUGGACCAUCAUGCUUUGGGGUCGACCUCGGGUGGACCAUCAUGGUUUGGGGUUGACCUCAUGGACCAUCAUGCUUUGGGGUCGACCUCGGGUGGACCAUCAUGGUUUGGGGUUGACCUCAUGGACCAUCAUGCUUUGGGGUCGACCUCUGGUGGACCAUCAUGCUUUGCGGUCGACCUCAUGGACCAUCAUGCUUUGCGGUCGACCUGUGGUGGACCAUCAUGCUUUGCGGUCGACCUCAUGGACCAUCAUGCUUUGCGGUCGACCUCAGGUUCUGCCUGUGCUCCUCGUCAGAUUGUGCACAAACUUGUUUUCUCUGCCGUCAGAGAAAACUCUUCCUGUCUGUCUGGUGUUCUGGUUCCGUGCGGUCCAAACGCAGUGCCUUGAGGAUUUCUGGUGAGAGUUUUAUUUUCAAGAUAUUUUUUGUGGGUGGGGGGGUUGGUUGUUUGCACCUUUGGAUUAAGCUCAAACUUUUCUGGAUUGUGGCCGAUGAUGUUUGUCUUGGAUUUCUCUUCAAAUGUGGCGUCCUGUCUUUGUAAUACUCUAACAUUUUAACUUUUAAUUUAUUUUCUGUGCAUUCAAAGUAUUUUGAUACAAACGUUAACAGGCCCUGAUGCAGCAGGUGUGUUCCACCUGUAGAGGGCGCUCCGGGUCUGAUGUUGAGGCUUCCUAACAAUCAGAUGAUUCACAUUUUAUAGACUUUUGCCUUUAAUUUGGAUUCAAAGUUUAUUUUUGUCUUAAAAAUAUUCAGAUUUAAAUGUGUGAAUUGUUUGUGGCUCUUUUUGUAUCAACUUGUCUUUGAUGUAAAUAAAAGUUAAUAUUUUGAUUGGAUUUAAA